AUGGCGUCCAAAGCAAGUGAAGUAGGAGCGCGCUCGCACAGACCCAUGAAUGAUGAAAAUAUCGCUGACGCACUAAAUGAAUCUGAAUUCGACUAUUCGGGCGAUGAUUCAGAUUGUGAUCUGACCUUCAAACCUCCGGAACUCGACUGUCAUGUUGUUGUAAUUGGUGCUAAUAAUUCCGAUACGGACAUUACAGACUCGGAUGAUUCAGAUAACGCUACUGAAUCAGAUUACCCUGCACCUUCACCUACGUUAUCUACUAACUCCAGGGCUCCAAGGUCACGAGGAAGAGCACAAAGCAGACGACCAAGCAGAGGUCGUUCACGACAAAUCAUCGUGUAA
This is a messenger RNA of Parnassius apollo (apollo), 342 nucleotides long. NCBI's taxonomy places the organism in Eukaryota, Metazoa, Arthropoda, Insecta, Lepidoptera, Papilionidae. The record is from the annotation of a GenBank genome assembly.